Phytophthora nicotianae INRA-310 is the source of this 594-nucleotide messenger RNA. RefSeq lists its product as hypothetical. NCBI's taxonomy places the organism in Eukaryota, Oomycota, Peronosporomycetes, Peronosporales, Peronosporaceae. The transcript has a single exon. Bases 1 to 594 code for a protein of 197 amino acids. The record is from RefSeq and is a predicted model, not a curated record.
AUGGCUCGAACAAGGAAGACCGCUCAGAUUCUUAGAGCGCUAAAGAUCCAGGUUGCUACGAGCAGCAGUAGCAGCGACAGCGACAGUCUCUGUGAGGGAACUGGGCCCUCCUUGGAGAGUUUAAUAGAUAACGAGGCUGCCCAGGACGGUGUUCCCUACGCCCAAACUCUGGCAGCGGAUGAAGACGCAACUGCAGACGGACGUAACACAGAAGUCGCAAUUCGUGGCGCUCUCAGUGAAAAUGAUGAGGGCAAGGAUAAACAGGCAGAUCCUAGAGAGGCGGCAUCAUGCAACGAUGCAAGUCAGUCAGGCCCGGAUCAAGCGAGCAGCAGUGAGGAAGAGAAGAGCAGCAAAGUUUCUUCAUCGAACACGUCGCGUGGCAGCCGGAAGCGUGAUAUCGAUGACUGUGAUGAAGAGCUUUAUUACGUCCCAGAAAUAAGGCACUAUCAUAAGAACUGGAAAGAUUUGGAUCGAUAUUUAAAAAAGUAUCAGAAGCAAACGCGGACUGUGGUGUCGAUUUCGGAGACUCAAAAUGUGCGUUUACGGAAUCAGAAUUCCAUGAUUUCUCAAGUUUCCCAUGAUUUCCAGGUUUGA